Molecule: messenger RNA, 2338 nt
Organism: Jatropha curcas
Lineage: Eukaryota; Viridiplantae; Streptophyta; Magnoliopsida; Malpighiales; Euphorbiaceae
Source: RefSeq, a predicted model, not a curated record
GGUGGACAUUAUCAAACGGUCGUGAAUAGCGAGUCUCGGCAUUGGAGAGCAGUUUGCUUCAAACCUCCAUGAUCACCUGCAAAGCUUCUAUUAACUUUCUAUUAGAAACUCCUCUGUGCAACAGCAAGAACAGCUACAGUUAUGUAAAUGGAGUUGUUGCUUCUCAUUGUCUGUCCCAAAAAUGUGUAAUACGUUGUCGUUCCUCCUCAAUUGAGGAUUGUCACUCGAGAAGUACGAGUAACCGCCAUGAUUAUCAUGAGAGUAAUACUAAAAGGAGGAGGAAGCAGCAGCUCCUCAAGACCGAAGAAAAAAAGGGAGAAAGAAAGGUUAAUUGCGAGGUGGAAGUGAUAUCUUGGCGGGAACGAAGAAUUAAAGGCCAAAUAACUGUUAAUGCGGAUAUUCAAUCCGUGUGGAAUGCUCUUACCGAUUACGAGCGGCUCGCUGAUUUUAUUCCCAAUCUCAUAUCCAGUGGGAUAAUUCCUUGCCCCCACCCUGGGCGGAUAUGGUUGGAGCAAAGAGGCUUGCAAAGGGCACUCUAUUGGCAUAUUGAAGCUCGUGUUGUGUUGGAUCUACAAGAAUUUCCCAUUUCAGCUAAUAAUCACGAACUGCACUUUUCGAUGGUUGAUGGGGACUUUAAGAAGUUUGAUGGCAAAUGGUCAUUAACAUCAGGGACAAGGCCUGGAACGACACUAUUAUCAUAUGAAGUUAAUGUGAUUCCAAGGUUCAACUUUCCAGCUAUUUUCUUGGAGAGGAUUAUUGGGUCAGAUCUUCCUGUGAAUCUACAAGCAUUGGCUUGUCGAGCUGAGAGGGAAUUUCAAGGAAAUUUAAAAUUGACAAUUGCAGAAAAUGGAAGAUCAAUGUACAUAUUUACUUCUCCUGGCACAGAUAUAGAUGGUGCUUCUUGUGAGAAGGAUAGAUUGUUAACUCCAGAUUUAAAAGAGAGUUAUCUCAGCUCAAAUGUUGGUCACAUGGCAUCAUCUUCAAGUGAGUUAAAUGCUAAUUGGGGUGUGUUUGGAAAAGUUUGCAGACUUGAUAGGCCUUGCAUGGUUGAUGAAGUUCAUCUACGCAGAUUUGAUGGCCUAUUGGAAAAUGGAGGGGUUCAUCGCUGUGUUGUUGCUAGCAUAACUGUAAAAGCUCCCGUUCGUGAAGUCUGGAAAGUUUUGACUACUUAUGAGAGUCUUCCUGAGAUAGUUCCAAACCUGGCUAUUAGUAAGAUUUUAUCACGAGAAAACAACAAAGUUCGCAUACUUCAGGAAGGAUGCAAGGGUCUACUGUACAUGGUACUUCAUGCACGUGUUGUUCUAGAUUUAUGUGAACAUCUUCAACAGGAGAUCAGUUUUGAGCAAGUAGAAGGAGACUUUGACUCCUUCCAGGGAAAGUGGCUUCUAGAGCAAUUAGGAAGUCAUCACACAUUACUGAAAUAUAGUGUUGAGUCAAAAAUGCACAAAGAUUUGAUUCUUUCAGAAGCUAUUAUGGAGGAGGUUAUAUAUGAAGAUCUCCCAUCAAAUUUAUGUGCAAUUCGAGAUUAUAUCGAGCAACAGGAAGCCGCAAAUUCAAUGGAAAUUCAUGAGCUCAAACAAUAUUCCCAGAAAAUUGAAUCAACUCAUGGUGACGGAGACACCAAGUAUAGGAGGGCAACUGAGAGAGUCAUUGUUUCGAAUAAUCCAGAUUCACUUAGACAGAGACCAAGAGUUCCUGGCUUGCAGAAGGACAUUGAGAUUCUCAAGUCUGAGCUCCUGAAAUUCAUAUCAGAACAUGGGCAGGAAGGAUUUAUGCCUAUGAGAAAGCAACUCCGUAAGCAUGGUAGGGUGGAUAUUGAAAAGGCUAUAACACGCAUGGGUGGGUUUAGAAAAAUUGCAUCAUUGAUGAAUCUUUCUCUUGCAUACAAGCGCCGAAAACCGAAAGGAUACUGGGACAAUCUUGAGAAUUUGCAGGAAGAGAUUAGUCGAUUUCAGCGGAACUGGGGAAUGGAUCCUUCAUAUAUGCCAAGCAGAAAAUCUUUUGAGCGUGCUGGGCGAUAUGACAUUGCGCGAGCAUUAGAGAAAUGGGGUGGACUUCAUGAAGUUUCUCGUCUUCUAUCAAUAAAGGUGAGGCACCCUAAUCGGCAGGCAAAUGUUACCAAGGAUAAGAAGCUUAGUGUGCAAGGGGAAGAAACCAGUCCUUCCAAAACUUCUGUACCACAAGAUACGCAAAAAUGGAUUGAGAAAUUGAAUGAUUUAGACAUUAACUGGGUUGAAUGAGAAUGUUAAGUAGUUGCCUUCCAUAAUCUCUCUCUCUCUCUCUCUCCCCUUGUUUGGUACAAAAGAAUUUUGAUUUAUAGAAUUUAUUUUUAAAGAUA